This is a messenger RNA of Trypanosoma conorhini, 4557 nucleotides long. RefSeq lists its product as uncharacterized. The transcript has a single exon. The record is from RefSeq and is a predicted model, not a curated record. Lineage: Eukaryota; Euglenozoa; Kinetoplastea; Trypanosomatida; Trypanosomatidae. The coding region runs from base 1 to 4557 and encodes 1518 amino acids.
AUGUCGAACACCCGUUUCCCCGCCCCCAAGUCAAACGAGUACCAGUGGCGCAACCUGUACCUAAGGCAGUAUGGCAUCUGCACCUACGCCCCGCCGAUGCCAAAGCACCCGGAGACGACCACCGCCAACACCUCCUCCACGCCGCCGAGGAGAAGGGUUGACCACAUAGGCAGUAGCAGCUUCAGCCCGGGUAACAACUCCACCUCCGGGGAUGAGGGGAACGCGCCGAAUACCCCGGGUCUACUCCAGCCGACGUCGCGGCACAUUUCAAGCGCACUGGCCCGGCACGGCCUUCGCCGGCCUUCUGUUGAGCUUCGACGGGGCUCAUCCGGCUACGAGCCGCUGGAGAUGCUCAGCGACCAGCAGCUCUUCUCGGCGAGCGUCUUCUCGUUUUUGGGUGAGCGCAACAGUGAGACAACGACGCCGUUGCUGCCGCAAACGCCGCCGAGGUCGGACAGUCCGAGGGGUGUGCGAUUACCGUCCAUCCUGCGCAGCUCCCUGUCGACCCAGCUGAAUGAGACGAUGCGGCAGCGGGGCAGGUCUGUCGACGAAGACGGGAGGUCGGCGGCGGCGGUCCCGGCGCAGGCGCUGCUGCGGCUUCAGCGCGAAACAUGGCAGCUGCUGAUGGACAACCGCAUCAUGGCCUGGUUUGAGCGGGAGGCGAAAAACCGUGGGCGAAUCACCGCCACUGUGCAGCGGCGCCUGUUAGAAGUUGUCACGUGGCAGCCGGAGUCCCAAGGCAGAGGCCCCGCCAAGAAACCCACCGAAGGUCCCGCGAGGAACUCGACUGCCGCGGAGGAGGCGACGGCGGAAACGGACGGGCCCGUGAAAUUUGUUCCCAUUUCUUCUGCCGCUGUUGCACCCGCCACCCGCACCCGCAGCCCCAACCGCAGCCCCACGCCCCCACUCACCGAGGACAGCGGCGCCGCAGAGUUGAGGGAGGAGGAGAAGCUCAUGCGGACGCUAGAGCAGUUUUCUCCCUUCUUCGCCGUCAUCUCCCCACCCGAGGCGGUGCAGAGAGUGGCGGGCAACGCAGCUCUGGCAAGAGGUCGUCGACGGCGCGGUGACGCUCCCGGCGUCAUUGGUCUUCCGCUCUUUAGCCAGUAUGCCACCUGGCGAGAGACGUAUGAGAAUCGGCUGAUAUGGAAUCUGGCGCCCUUCAGCUUUUUCCUCAUUCACGACCAGAGUUACAAUCACGCCCACAUUGCGGCUAUGUAUGUGCUGCUGGAUCUCAUUAACAGCAAUGCGCAUCUCCACACGGCAGAGUGUGUGAUGGGUGAGCGUCAGCGUAAAAUUCCCGCCGAGGGUCGAUCGCGACGAGGUCGCACCGUGAAAGAUGCCGCACCGGAGGCGUCGCUGUGUCCAUUGCAAGUUGUGCAGCAGCUGACAGAGGACAUCCUCCUCGCCUAUGAGCAAAGCGCCUCACGCACAACGCUGUCGAUGGCCCUCGACGUUCAGGAGUUUCUGGUGGACAUUGUCCUUGACCCUGACACCGCAGUGUGCUUCCUGAGCAAUACCGCCUUGCGCCGCCAGUGUGGAGCUGAUGUGGGCGUCGGUUGCGGCGAGGUUGGCGACUCUGCGGCGAGGAAGGGAAGGAAUGAGGCAUCUAGGGAAACCCUGAAAGGCGGGGCAGCCGCCGCGGGGAAGGCGGAAGAGCAGGAGCAGGGGCAAGGCAAGGAGGAGGCGGGUGUCACACCCGCCGACGAGGCCGAAAUUGUGGACUGGAGUUCCUUGAGGAAGCUGAAUGACACCACCUUUGACGAACUCUUUGCCCUCGCCAACUGGUUCGUGGACGCGCCGACCGCGAACAGUCUCAUACCUCUUGAGACGCAGACCGCAUUGGCCUCGCCUCUUCCCUCUGCCCGCACGAAGAAAGGGGCCGGCGGGCAAAACUUUGGCGCCAGCACGACACUCUCGCACGAGAGCAAGAAGAGCAUUUCCCACCCCACCCUCUCUGAGGUGAGUACGCAGGCGAGCAGAGAGCCUGGCCACGUCAUUGGGCGGCCACGGGAGUAUGACGCCACCAUGACUGUUGUGGAGGCCAUAACCCGCUACGAGCUGCAGCGGCAGCGCGUGACGGACCAGCGGAUAGCGGAGCAGCAACAAAGCGCCCCCACACCACCGGCGCAGCGGAGGCAUCGAAGGAAGCGUGUUGCCUCCGCCCGUGGCCACGCAGCUAAUGAGUUGGUUGAGAUGCCAGACCUCCCUAUUGGGGCAACGCUUCUCGCAACACCGCUCUCGUUUAUCACGACCUACAUCCGCCUUCAUGGGGCCCCUUGGCUAAAGGAGUUGCUGGGGCGCUUGUUUAACAUUCUCCGCCGCGAGAGUGUGUUGUUGUACGUCAAUGGACUAGAACUGGAUGCUCCUCUCCGCGCCUCCUCGCAGGGGUCCACCUCGCAGCUGAGCGGCAGCGGCGAGAGAAGCAACGAGGGCAUGCCCUGCCUUGGGCACGAGAGUGAUCGCUGGCGGCAUUUGAACCCCAAGGAAGCCGUCCAUCACCAACGCCUGGGGCACCUGGAGGACCUCAUCUGUCAAGACAUUCAGUACGUCAUGGAGGAGUUCUUUGGCACCUUGUUCGGCAAACGCUCCGUGACGCGUCUGCCGCAGGGCAUCUCCGUCCUGCUCACGAACUUCUGUACAACGAUUCAUCUACAUAUGCUGAAGCAGCACGUCUCCGUCGACACCACCCUCGACAAGCCCGCGAUAAGUGUGCGGAGGUGCCUUGCGGAGAUGCGGCAAAAACGCGUGACGGGUGGGGGCUUGACCACCAUGUGGGGUCAGCACAAACAGGACGCAACCGACCGCCUUAUCCGAAGCAUUGAGAGCAACCGGCUGGCGAAGUUCAUCCUCUUCGACUGCUGGAUUCUGCCGUCCCUCAACAACGCCGUGGAGUUUGGGUUCAUCUCGGAGGGGGCUCCGAACCACCUCCGCUGGAACCUGGACGCCUUUGCGCGGUACCUGAAAAUCAUCGUGAAUGCCACCGCCACCACCGCCGACAACACCGAUGUGUACAUCCACACCAUCACCCCGAACUCGGCGGCGGCGGCGGCGGCGCAGCUGCGCGGGGGGACGACACCCACCCUGGAACGAAAACCCCGCACUCAAAAUGAGCUGCUGCCUCCACCCCGCUGCGACACCGUCAAGCUGCCGCCCCUCAUCAACGGCAUCUACGACGUCGCCUCCGGCUCGCUCAUGCAGCUGUUUCGCGACCCAGGUGAGGAGGCGGCGGAUGAGUGGCCGGAAAAGUUUACCUUCGGCGACGCGUCCACGUCGGUGAACUCGCCGGAAACCAAGGCGACGGAGAGAAGCUCCAGCUCCCCCGACGUCCGCAAGCCCUGGAAGGAUUUGUCCACCGCCCUCAGCUACUUAAACGAGUCCCUCGGCAUCACCGGCGGCGACACGGAGGUUGAGGUGUACGAGGACGACACGGAUGUCACGCCGGUGCGAAUUUUGAAUAUCUUUUGUGCCCGCGCCUCCGGCGACAUCUCCGCGAAGGUGGUGGUGACGGAGUACAAAGUUGCCCCCUCCGUCGCCGCGGCGUGCGUGAGCAAAACCUUUUCGAUUGUCUCCGGCGAGCACCCGCUCGUGCGGGACGCGUACCUCUCCGGCGCCUUGGUGGGGCAGUUCCGCUCCUCGCCCUACCUGACAUGCCUCAUUGGGGUUCUGCUGCACCCCCGCACCGCCUCGAAGGUUCUCGACAAUGUCUCGCACAACAGUCGCCCAUUCCUUACCGCCCUUUUGAAGCCGCUAAAGGCGGAGGGUUUGCUGAACCUCAUCUCUUCCCUGGUAGUGGCACGGAAAAACGUGCCGCUGGUGGACACCAACGAGCUCAUUCCGUUGAUAGCGGCCAUCCCCAUGAAGGAACCCGACACGGAGACCGUUGAUGGGGCGGACAAGGCGGCUGUUGCGAGGAUGAGCGAGGCAGGCAAGAAGAGCUCGCCGGUCGCCUUGUGGGAGGCCGCGACGGGGCGUCUCCUGCAACAGCGCGCGCAAGUCACCACAGGGGAGAUGCUUCCGUCGGAGGUCACGCUGCACCCACUGCUUCGUCGAAUUGGACCAACAAAUUCUUACAAGGCGCUUCGCACCACCACGGACCUAAUUGUGAAUGAACUGUCCCGCAUACCCUCUUGCUUUGACGCCUGGUGGCGCGCCAUGGUCGUGGCCCUCGCUGUAAAAGUGAUGAACGUCAUUGAGGAGUGCGGCGACGCAAAAUCCACGCAGUGGGAGGAAUGGUGUGGGGCGAGGAUGCACGAGAUUCGCCGCGAGCACCGCGGCUUGUGCACCUACUUCACACGGCACAAAGGGGGAGUGAUAGACAUCAGCAGCGCAAAGGCGCUGUCGUACGCAAAGGAAAGAAGCCGACGCUCAGGCUCUACGAAUAUGUCCGUGGCGAAAACUCCAACGGUGCGAGCCGCGGAGGAGCCGAAGAAAGUUAAGAAGAAGAACAAGAAGUUGAAACGGGGUCACUCCAAGCCAAAGAAGCAGACGCCGGCGAAGCAGGAGGGCUCAAUUCUAAAAUUGCCCGCACAAUCAGGGAAAGAACGGAUACGCAUAUAA